AAGAAAUGAAAUACUUGCAUAUAUAUUAUUAAGGAGAAAUACAAUCUGUACUAUGUAGUGCUUCAAUUAUGUAAAAAAGAGUAAUGCAACAACUUGGUACUUUGAUACUAAAAUAAAAGGUUUGGAAUCCUAGGUUAAGGUGGAGCUAGUUAGCACUAAUUAGCAACAACUCCUCCAACUUAUUAGGUACAAACAAAACCUACUCCUCCAUAAUCAAAAAACACUAAUCAAUACUUAAUCAAACUGCUCCUCCAAUUCUCCCAUCUAUAAAUUCCUUAACCCCACCACACUUGUUUCUCAUCACAAAAACACACAGACACACACACACAAUCAUUAUCACAUUCGACAAGAAUAUAUAAUUCAGCAACCUCGGAGUCGAGAACCGAUGGAUUCCACAAAGAGCACCGAAGAAACCGCUAUCAACAUUCCCCGCGAGUCGAGCUCCACUAAACACAAAAUUGCUGUUGCCGCCGUGAAGGCGGUGGCAACUCCACACAAGCGGGGCGGCAUGAAAAGAGGAGUGGCCAUCUUCGACUUUAUUCUGAGGAUAUGCGCACUUGCCGCUGCUUUGGCCGCCACCGCCACCAUGGGAACCACCGACCAAACGCUUCCUUUCUUCACUCAGUUCUUCCAGUUUCAAGCCAGCUACGACGACCUCCCCACCUUCACGUUCUUCGUGAUAGCGAACGCUAUUGCGAGCGGCUACUUGGUACUAUCCUUGCCUUUCUCCAUUGUUGCCAUUGUCCGUCCACAUGUAACUGGAGUGAAGCUUCUCCUCCUCAUCCUUGACACAGUGCUGGUGGCGUUCACUACUGCUGCGGCAGCUUCGGCGGCGGCCAUUGUGUACCUGGCACACAACGGGAAUUCGAACACCAACUGGUUCGCCAUUUGCCAGCAGUUCAACGACUUCUGCCAGCGUACUAGCGGCGCCGUGGUGGCUUCCUUCAUUGCCGCGGCCAUCUUUAUAUUCUUGGUUGUGCUUUCUGCUGUGGCUCUUCGCAGGCACUGAGAUUCAGACGAUGUAUAUAUAUAUAUAUAUAUAUAUAUAUAUAUAUAUAUAUAUAUAUAUAU
Molecule: messenger RNA, 1071 nt
Organism: Erythranthe guttata (spotted monkey flower)
Lineage: Eukaryota; Viridiplantae; Streptophyta; Magnoliopsida; Lamiales; Phrymaceae
Source: RefSeq, a predicted model, not a curated record